AUGGAGGACCUCGCGCCCGACGUCCUCAAGACGCUCGCGGUGGCGAUGAGCGAAGACGUGCUCAGUGGAAACUUCGACCUCGCGAAGUCGCAAAAGAUCAAAUUCGUGUCCUCGAUGACUUUCGGUGGCGCGUCGUUGGUCGGUUUGAUGUUUCGCUUGGUCGUGAAAGUUUUCGCGCUCGUCAUCGUCGUCGCGUGCGGGUUCGCGGCGUUCGCGUACGCGAAUCGUGAUCGUUUCGUCAACCGUUUCGAUGAGUGGGCGCGGAACCGGUGUUUGAUGGAGCUUCGGAAGCGAACGACGGCGACGUGCGCGUUGGACGCGUGCCGCGUGCGGAUGAACGAGGUGACACUGCGACGUUUGACGAUCGGAAACUCGGAUGCUGCCGAGUUCACGUCGCCGCAUUUGGCGAAGUUUGACGAGAUUAAAAUUGCGAUUGAUUUUUUUAGCGCGCUGGGACGGAUGCAAGUGGGGAACUUUGUGUUCGGAUUUGUCACGACGAAAGUCGACGAAAUAUUCGUCAGCGGCGGGUCGAUCGUGCUCGAGGAGCGUGGACGGGCGAAAAAUUAUAAAAUCAUGCGCGCGCGCGAAGACGAGAAAGUGGUGGAGGUGAAGGGUGAGGAAAAAUCUGAGGCAGAGGCAGCGGCGCCGGCGGCGGAUGGGUUUUUCGCGGGUAUCUCAAAUUCGCUCGAGGCGACGCAAAAGGCCAUUGACGCGCAACUGAAAGAGGCGAUGAAACUUCCUGGUGCCGCGCUGGGAACGUUGCAAAAUGCGGGAUCGGACGUCACUAAACGCCUAUACGCUUUGGCGGAAAUUUUAGACAAGCUGAAGAGAGCCUCCCCUAUCGAUGACGAGGAAGAAAAGCAUUUGAACUCGUUUUCUUUACGGCGAGCGCCGACGGUGUUGAAGGUGAACAAUCUCACGUUCUACGACUGGUCGUUGACGAUUCAUUCCGUCGCUUCGACGCCUUUCCAAUUCACGCAGUUUGAAAUGAACGAUUUCAUCGGUCGACCCGGUCAACUGGGUAAAGACGUCGGCAUCGGGUUGGUCACGGAAAUUCUCAACGAUUUUCACAGAAAAAUUUUUAGCGGAGUGACGGAUGGCGUCGGGAACGUAACGUCGACCAUUCUCGGUGCUGGUACGACGAUCGUAGGCGGUGUGGCUUCGGGCGUGACGAACGUCGGGUCGACGCUCGUGGGCGGCGUCAGCGACGGCAUCGCGUCCAUUGGGCAAGUUCGCGACUUGUUGAAAUAA
Messenger RNA from Ostreococcus lucimarinus CCE9901, 1251 nucleotides. RefSeq lists its product with no specific name. The transcript has a single exon. Bases 1 to 1251 code for a protein of 416 amino acids. NCBI's taxonomy places the organism in Eukaryota, Viridiplantae, Chlorophyta, Mamiellophyceae, Mamiellales, Bathycoccaceae. The record is from RefSeq and is a predicted model, not a curated record.